AUGACAGUCCGUCUCGGCAUCAACGGAUUCGGGCGCAUCGGUCGCUCGGCAUUCCGCUCCUCGCUCGAGCGCACCGACGUCGACAUCGUCGCCAUCAACCAUACGUGCGACGACGCCGCGUACCUCAUCCACGCCCUCACCUACGACACCACCCACGGCACAUCAAAGUACGCCGGGUGCAUGGACAUCCUCGACGACGCCGACGAGCAAGGAAGACGGAAGCAGUACCUCGUCGUCUACUCGCCCUCCAGCGGCGCCGAGAGGACCGUGCUGGCCAAGGCGCUCCUGUUCAGCCAGAGGGACGCGACCAAGCUCGAUUGGUCGGCGGCUCGCGUCGACAUCGUCCUCGAGUGCACGGGAAAGCUGAAGACAAAGGAGGCCGCUUCUGCCCACCUCGCUCCCAAACCCACCACGGUGGCCGCCUCGACUGGCUCCGCUUCGACCGCAGUCACUUCACUAUCGACGCCGAUGCCGCCGCCGCCGCCGUCACCGCCGCGGUACGUCAUCAUCUCUGCGCCCUCGUCGGACGCGCGCACAUUCGUGUACGGCGUCAACCACGGCGAUUUCGACGCCGACGCCGACCGCAUCGUGAGCAACGCCAGCUGCACGACCAACGCGCUGGCGCCGCUGGUGCACAUGCUGGAGCGCCUCUACGGCGUCGACCAGGGCAUGAUGUCGACGGUGCACGCCUCGACGGCGUCGCAAAAGGUGCUCGACGGCUUCAGCAGCAAGCGCACCGACUGGCGCUCCGGCCGCUGCGCCAGCGCCAACAUCAUACCCACCUCGACGGGCGCCGCCAAGGCCCUCUCCAAGGUGCUGCCCUGGACCGAGGGAAGGCUGCACGGCAUCUCGAUUCGCGUGCCCGUGUGCAACGUCAGCAUGAUUGACCUCACCGUCCAGCUGAGCCGCCCCUGCCCGUCCAAGGAGGAAAUGAUGCGCAACCUCGACCGCCUCGCCGCCUCCGACCCGGCCCUCGCCACCGUCUUCGCCAGCACCGACCUCGCCCUCGUCUCGUCCGACUUUAUCGGUCGCCAGGAGAGCUGCAUCGCCGACGCCGACGCGUCGUGCCGCCUCGGCGACAACUGGUACAAGAUCAUCGCGUGGUACGACAACGAGACGGGCUACGCCACCCGCCUCCUCGACCUCGCACGCCACAUGGACCUCAAGAGCAAGGCGGCGGCCGCCGUCGUGCCCGUCGCCUGCCAGGUCGCUCUGCCACCCUCGGCCGUGUCGCUCACCGCCGCGGCCAUAUAG
This is a messenger RNA of Pseudozyma flocculosa PF-1, 1254 nucleotides long. RefSeq lists its product as uncharacterized. Gene Ontology annotation, molecular function: oxidoreductase activity, acting on the aldehyde or oxo group of donors, NAD or NADP as acceptor; NAD binding. The transcript has 2 exons. The record is from RefSeq and is a predicted model, not a curated record. NCBI's taxonomy places the organism in Eukaryota, Fungi, Basidiomycota, Ustilaginomycetes, Ustilaginales, Ustilaginaceae. The coding region runs from base 1 to 1254 and encodes 417 amino acids.